Molecule: messenger RNA, 2153 nt
Organism: Petromyzon marinus (sea lamprey)
Lineage: Eukaryota; Metazoa; Chordata; Hyperoartia; Petromyzontiformes; Petromyzontidae
Source: RefSeq, a predicted model, not a curated record
CCCCCGCCGGGCGACGCCCGCCGCUACGCCCGCCUCACGCCCGCCCAGGGCUCCCGCCUCCGCCGCCUCCUUCGCCGCCCCGUCGCCAUCCACGGCCGGGGCAACUUCCCCACGCUGGCCGUGCCGCCCGGCGGGGCCGCGGCCGCCGUCCAGGGCCGCCUGGUGGCGCGCGGCGUCGCCGUGCGGGCCGUGAGGCUCAACGGCUCGGCGGCGAGCCACGUGCUGAGCCCGCCGGGGCGGCCGCCGUUCCCUUACCAGGACGUGGAUCUCAUCUUCGCCGUGGAGUUUGCCGGCGGCAACGGCGGCGGCGGCAAUGGCGGCGGUGGCGGUUUCGGCACGGAGGCGGAGUUCGGCCUGGUCAGGGAGGCGGCGAUCGAGUCGCUUCUCGACUUCCUGCCCGAGGGGGUGUGCAAGGAGAGGAUCGGGCUCGCCGCGCUGAGCGACGCCUACGUGCAGAAGCUGGUGAAGGUGAGCACGGAGACGGACCGCUGGAGCCUCGUCUCUUUCACCAACAACGCCGGCCGCAACAUCGAGAUGAAGUUCGUGCAGUCGCUGCGUCGACAGUUCGAGUUCAGCGUCGACUCCUUCCAGAUCGACAUCGACCCGCUGCUCCGCUUCUACCGGCAGCAGCAGCAGCCCACCUCCCCCCGCCGGCCCCCGCCGCUGUACGCCGAGAGCGUCUACGGGGACUUUGCGGAGGCGCUGGGCCACCUGUGGGAGCGCCUCAUCGCCACGCGGCGUCCCGAGGAGAUCCGCGGCGGGGGGCUCCUCAAGUACUGCGAGCUGCUGGCGCGGGGAUUCCGCCCGCACUGCGCCCCGCGCAUCAAAGCGCUGGAGCGGUACAUGUGUUCACGGUUCUUCAUCGACUUCCCGGAUGUCGGGGCUCAGGAGCGCAAGUUGACCGCCUACCUGCGCAACCACUUUGCCUACCCCUCCGCCGCCGCCACCACCGCCACCACCGCCGGCCGAUUCGGCGUGACCGUCCACGCCGAGGGCGCCGAAGUCUUUGCCGGCUACGCCGCCGCCGCCGGCGCCGGCGGCACGGCCGACGACGACGACGAUUACGCCGGAACGGACGCCGACGAAGACGACGAAGAAGACUCCGGAACGGACGACGCCGCCGACGCCGACGCCGACGCCGACGAAGAAGAAGAAGAAGAAGGCUCGGCGGCCGCCGCCGUAACGUCGUCAACGCCGGCGUCUUCGGCGUCGUCGCCAGCGACGCCGGCAGCCGGUCCCGGCGCCACUGCCCGCCUGCGCUACGAGUUCCUGAUGCGCCUGCAGGCGGUCGUGUCGGAGAGCACCGUCUGCCUGAUGGGUCACGAGCGGCGGCAGAUACUCAACCUCAUCGCCCUGCUCGCCUUCCGCGUCCUCGCCUGCCACAGCGGCCUGCCCAACGCCGCCAACGUGACGUGCUACUACCACCCGGCGGCGUACGCCGCCGUCGCCAGCCACCACCACCACCACCAGCAGCAGCAGCAGCAGCACCACCAGCACCACCAGCAGCAGCAGCAGCACCACCAGCAGCGUCUUCAGCGGCAGCAGCAGCAGCAGCAUCAUCAGCAUCAUCAUCAUCAGCAGAUUCUUCAGCAUCAGCAGCAGCAUCAGCAGGCGGCUUCGCCCGGACAUCCGCCGUCGAACUUUGCCAAGGCCGCCGCCGCCGCCGCCGCCGCCGCCGUGGGCAAGCCGCACCGAGGCGGUGGCGGUGGCCGGAAGAACGGAGGCUCGAAUCACUCGGCCGGCGGCGGCGGCGGCGGCGGUGGCAGCGGAGGUGGAGGGAGAAUUCACGGCGUCGGGGGAGAGUUUGUUGUGGUGCACGCUCAGCCGGCCAUCAUGUACCAUCAGAGCUACCCGGUGUGGCUGUCGUGCAGCUAAGCUGGUGGUGGUGUGGUUGGGUGUUGUUGGGUGUGGUGGUGGUGGUGGUGGAGGUGGUUGGUUGGGAGAGCGGUGUGGUGUAGUUUUGGCGGUCGGCGCUUCGAUUCCCGUUCACGGCCGACCGACCCGGGUCACAACGAUCUGAACCGGGAAUCUCCUAGGUCCACUCUGCCUCAAAACGAGUACGGUGGUGGUGACGGUGGUGGUGACGGUGGUGGUGACGGUGGUGGUGACGGUGGUGGUGACGGUGGUGGUGACGGUGGUGAGCGUUGGUGACG